UUCCCGCUUUGCCUCCACCCCGGUAGCAGCUUGGCGGUCGGGGACAGCUUCCUCCGGACGCUCUGCGGGCUCUGCUGCCGCCGCACGUCUGUCACAGGACCAUGGGGUUGCCGAAGGGGCCGGAGGGCCAGGGUCUCCCGGAGGUAGAAACAAGAGAAGAUGAAGAACAAAAUGUCAAGCUAACUGAAAUUCUGGAGCUCUUGGUUGCAGCUGGGUAUUUCAGGGCAAGAAUUAAAGGCUUGUCACCUUUUGACAAGGUAGUAGGAGGAAUGACUUGGUGCAUCACCACUUGCAACUUUGACAUAGACGUUGAUUUGCUCUUUCAGGAAAACUCUACAAUAGGUCAAAAAAUAGCACUAUCAGAAAAAAUCGUCUCAGUCCUGCCAAGGAUGAAGUGUCCACACCAGCUGGAGCCCCACCAGAUCCAGGGCAUGGAUUUUAUUCACAUAUUUCCUGUUGUUCAGUGGCUGGUGAAGCGAGCUAUAGAAACAAAGGAAGAAAUGGGUGACUACAUCCGCUCCUACUCCAUUUCCCAGUUCCAAAAAACCUACAGUCUCCCCGAGGAUGACGACUUUGUAAAAAGAAAAGAAAAGGCCAUCAAGACAGUUGUUGACCUUUCAGAUGUUUACAAGCCCCGUCGGAAAUACAGACGCCAACAGGGAGCAGGAGAGCUGCUGGAUGAAGAAUCUCGAGUCCAUGCUACGCUUUUGGAAUAUGGCAGGGUAGCUGACUCCUUGACGAGAUAUGGAUUUAGCCGCCAGAGCAAAACAGAGAAGGCCGAGGACAAGAAAACGACAUUCCCUGCGGGGCUCUCGGCUGCAGAAAGAGCCGAUGCUCAGGAAGAAGAUGAGCUUCAAGCUGCGGAAGAGCAGCGAAUUCAGUCACUGAUGACCAAGAUGACCGCCAUGGCGAAUGAAGAGAGCCGUCUCACCGCGAGCUCCGUGGGCCAGAUCGUGGGACUCUGCUCCGCAGAGAUCAAGCAGAUUGUGUCCGAGUACGCGGAGAAGCAGUCUGAGUUGUCAGCAGAAGAAAGUCCAGAAAAAUUAGGAACCUCCCAGCUACAUCGUCGGAAAGUCAUUUCCUUGAACAAGCAGAUUCUGCAGAAGACCAAACAUCUGGAAGAGCUCCAGGCAAGUCACACCAGCCUACAAGCCAGAUAUGAUGAAACCAAGAAAACUCUGACAGAGUUGAAGAGCUACAGUGAGAGACUAGACAAGGAGCAAGCAGCCCUGGAGAAGAUAGAAUCGAAAGCUGAUCCAAACAUCCUGCAGAACCUGAGAGCACUUGUAGCCAUGAAUGAAAACCUGAAAAGUCAGGAACAGGAGUUUAAAGCACAUUGUCGAGAGGAGAUGACGCGGCUGCAGCAGGAAAUCGAAAACCUGAAAGCCGAGAGAGUGCCAGCUGGAGAUGAAAAGACCCUGUCUUCUGGAGAUCCACAUGGUGCCCUAACCCCUGUGAUGACUCAUAAUGAAGACCUAGACAAACGGUAUAAUAUGGAGAAAGAGAAACUUUACAAGAUCCGUUUACUACAGGCUCGAAGAAAUCGAGAAAUAGCGAUUUUGCAUCGCAAGAUUGAUGAAGUUCCCAGCCGAGCCGAGCUAAUACAGUAUCAGAAGAGAUUUAUUGAACUCUACCGCCAGAUUUCAGCUGUGCACAAAGAAACCAAGCAGUUCUUCACUUUAUAUAACACCCUGGAUGAUAAAAAGGUUUAUUUGGAAAAAGAGAUUAGCCUGCUGAACUCAAUUCAUGAGAACUUCUCCCAAGCCAUGGCCUCCCCUGCUACCCGGGACCAGUUUUUACGUCAGAUGGAACAGAUCGUAGAAGGAAUUAAGCAAAGUAGAAUGAAGAUGGAAAAGAAAAAGCAAGAGAACAAAAUGAGAAGAGACCAGUUGAAUGACCAGUACUUGGAACUGUUAGAAAAACAAAGGCUGUACUUCAAGACUGUGAAAGAGUUCAAGGAGGUAAGAGGAGGGCUGAUUUACAUCCCACAGCCUGCUCUGAGUGUCCAGGACCAGGUGAUUCAGCCCCAGAUCCUGAACUCCACCUGCAACAGCCGUGAGGAGUCCUGGACUGGGAAGACACCGCUGGAUCUGCCCCCAGGUUCUCAGACCUCAGGGACUGGACUGAGUUGUGACACAGGCUUUCCUGGUUUUUCCAGUUUGCAGAUAGUGUAUCGUGGGACUUCUCAGCUUCCAUCGUCAGAUGAGAAAGGGCUAACCCAGGUGGAUUUGUCGGAGGACAAUUCUCUAAGGCAGCAAAUGGUGGUGAAUUUGAUUCCUUGCCACACUGCUGGAGAGGAGCCCCCUGCAGCCCUCCUCUACCACAAGACAGAGUCCAAUCAACCCCCUGCCCCAAGAUCCUAUGCAGAAGUGCAGGGGGACUGUGACACCCCUGUGGCAGCCGCUGUCCCUUUCAGCCCUGGCUAA
This is a messenger RNA of Lynx canadensis (Canada lynx), 2426 nucleotides long. RefSeq names its product coiled-coil domain containing 93 (gene CCDC93). Gene Ontology annotation, biological process: Golgi to plasma membrane transport. NCBI's taxonomy places the organism in Eukaryota, Metazoa, Chordata, Mammalia, Carnivora, Felidae. The record is from RefSeq and is a predicted model, not a curated record. The transcript has 29 exons. The coding region runs from base 102 to 2426 and encodes 774 amino acids.